UCAGACUCCCUCCCUCGUGUCCACCUGGAGCGUCAUGGUGGCAGGAAGACGGCCGCUGCUCCUGCUCCCGUUCUUACCCUUGGUGCUGGCCUGUUUUGCUCCCCUUGAAAUCGAUUACCCUAAAGUGCUCUCUUAACCUCUGCACGCUGGAAAUCAUAGCGCUUUUUCCAAAGGGACAGUUUUCCGUAGAAUUGGCCAUUUAAAUUGCAGCACAAGAUUGAAGAAAACACAUUUAACUGUGGAAAGGCCAUCGACAGUAGCCCUGGGAAGCUGACACAGAAGAUUGAGGCAUCACUGAGGUGACCUGCUCUUGAGAUUUCAAAAGUGAACCAACCAAUCCACCGCCACAGCAUCUCCUCGGCACACCACACAAUUCCUGGAAUGUGAAUCUCAUGUUCUAGCAAGGAUGAGAAAGAGAAGCAGAUUUCCUGAGAGCCAAGAAGGGCCAACCUGAAGGGAAAAGGAGGAGCUGGACGUUAGGCAUCUUCUAAGGGACUCUUCUAGCUAUGAAACGGCAACAAAAGAGGAAGCAUCUAGAAAAUGAAGAGUCCCAGGACACUGCUGAGAAGGGAGGAGGAAUCUUGAAGUCACGAGAGGAUGCUCCUCAGCUUGAAUCGACCGAGGUGGCCAAAGGCUGCGGCCCAGGGGCAGGGGAGGUCUCCUCUGCUUCUGAAUACUUCUCCUGUGUUUCUUCUCCACACAAGCUCCUCCAUGGCGGAAUCCGGAGAUUACAUCGAGACAGUCCCCGGCCUAGAUCACCCCUAGCCCAGGUUCAGGAACGGGGGGAGACUGCUUUCCCCUCACCACAUGUCUCCUUCUCAUCCCCUUCAUCCUAUAAGACUUGUGUGUCCUCUCUGAAUGUAAACAAAGAGGAAAGGGGUAUGAAAAUAUACUACAUGCAGGUGCAAAUGAAAAAGGGUGUGGCUGUCUCCUGGGAGACAGAGGAAACCUCGGAGUCACUAGAAAAGCAGCCGAGGAUGGAAGAAGUGACCCUUCCUGAGGACGUACGAGUAGGUACUCCCCCCUCCGAUGUGUCCACCAGAAACCUCCUGUCUGACAGCGAGCCCAGCGGGGAGGAGAAAGAGCAUGAGGAAAGGACAGAGUCAGAUAGCCCACCAGGGUCACCCACAGUUGAGGAGAGACCCAGGGCCAGGACACCUGACUGGCUGGUGACCAUGGAGACUGGCUUCAGGUGCAUGGCCUGCUGCCGGGUCUUCUCCACCUUGGAGAGCCUCCAGGAGCACGUGCAGUUCGGGAUCAGGGAGGGUUUCAGCUGCCACGUCUUUCACCUCACCAUGGCUCAGCUGACAGGCAACAUGGAAUCGGAGAGCACCCAGGAGGAGGAAGAAGAGGAGGAGGAGGAAGAGGAGGAGCCAGAGAAGCAAGAAGAAAAGGGGAACGAGGAGGAACAGCCCACAGAAGAAGACCUUGGCAUGAGAAGGGCCUGGAGCCAGUGUCCAGGCUGUGUGUUUCAUUCUCCAAAGGACAGGAACAACUGAGAUUCAUGGACCAGAAGAUCCUGGAAGAUGGUGUGGCCUUUUCUUGGGCGAGGGAGAAGAUAGGACCAUCCGGAUAGUAGCAGGCAGACUACCAGUGGUAUGAAGGAAGAUGAAGGGACCAGAGCUCAGUCUAACAUUAACAUCAUACGCAAUAAAGGC
This is a messenger RNA of Pteropus alecto (black flying fox), 1658 nucleotides long. It is a transcript of the gene FAM170A, whose product is annotated as family with sequence similarity 170 member A. The transcript is spliced from 7 exons. The coding region runs from base 507 to 1499 and encodes 330 amino acids. Gene Ontology annotation, cellular component: nucleus. Gene Ontology annotation, biological process: fertilization. NCBI's taxonomy places the organism in Eukaryota, Metazoa, Chordata, Mammalia, Chiroptera, Pteropodidae. The record is from RefSeq and is a predicted model, not a curated record.